GAAGUACAGAGGCUAGCCUCCAGGAGACUCUCCUGGGCUCCCCACAACCCCAGAGAUGCUUUCAGGAAAUGCCAUCAUUUUUCUAACCCUGGUCUGGGGGGCCCGUGAGGGACAGGCUAUCUCCCAGAUUGCAGAAUGUGGUUUUGCCUGUUCAGAGGGUGUGUCUUGCAAGAACAAAGUGAACUGGAAUAUUUUUAACAGUUUCUGCCGGCAGCCACUCCCAUCUGUGACGCCAUCCAUCCUGGAGUCCCUGACACUGUCCACAACCACGAAGUGUGUCCACAGAGGGGCUUGCGCUCUGCAUCUGAGCGUCAGUGCUAGCCUUAUCAUGGAAGAAAGCCUUCGAGGUCUGGAGAUCUGCCUGCUGUCCCUGGACACACAGGAGACAAGGUGUCACAGCACCAGGAUUCCCAAAAUCUCCAGCCGGAAGAUGGUGGGCAGAAUGCUCCAGGUCCACUUUGACUGCUUCGAGGUGAGCGUCGCUCAGCACCUCUACGUCACCCUGAAGACCAUCCCCUAUUACUGUGAGGUCCAGAUCAGCCGUGAGUACCGCGUGGAAGACUGUACAGAUGCUGAUGUGGGAAGAAACAUCCCAGCCUGCUUUGCUGGGAGACUCAAAUACACUGUUGACCAUGCCCAGAAGACCAUCAAGGUGCACUUUGCAGACAUCCCUAGGAGUCAGGCCUACUACAUCCGGCUAUGUCUCAAGUGGUUUGCUUGUGAAGACUACAGCCCCCCAGUACUGGCACUGAGCACAGUGUUUUGGAAUGAGUGGAUUUCAGCUGACCCCUUGGAACAGGUGAAUGUGGAGCAGCCUGGGAAGGCAGUGGCCCUGAAGUAUUCGCAGCUCCUACCGUGUCUGUGUAUCGAGGGCUGGGCUGCUGUCCCUGAUGCAGUGAGAAUCCAGAUUUGUCCCUUUGAAAAUGACACCAGAAUCCUGUGGGAUUACAUCUUCUACAACCCCUUCACCCAAUCCCUGAGUUGGGAGCCCCCCUGCCCUGUCCAGGGCCAGGUCCACCUCUGUGGGAUGUCAAAGACGGAUGAUCUGUGCUGGGAGCUGAGCCACACAGAACGGACAGUCCCAGGCAACGUGCAUUACUUGCAGGUGGACCCACAGCCCUGGCUUUGUAUGAAGUUCACAACCCUGCAAGGCUCUUGGGUGAGAUGUCCCUUUGCUGACGGAAGCUUUCCAGGCUGGAAGAUGAAGAUUCAUCAGUUACCGGACAAGUUCCGGGCCUCCUUCAUCUCGAGGAUCCCAGCCCGCUUCCAGGUGCAGCUCUGCAACCGGACUGAGCCUUUCCACUGUCACGUGCUUGAGACGAUCUCUGUGGGCUCACAGGGAGAUGCGGAUGCCAUCGGCCACGUUGACAUCCCAGUGGCGGAGGUCUGCUCCCCAGAUAUCUGCAUCCAGGGCUGGAGGACAGAUGUGGAUUACUCAGUUCCUGAACAGAUGUGUGACAUCAGAUGCAGUCCUACAGGAAGAAGCACCGAAGGCCACAUGACUCUCAUCUCACCAUCCACAAUGCCCAGCUUUGAACUUGGCUCCGGGGGAACCGAGCAGGACAAGUCUGAGCCUUCUUCUGGGGUCCUCCAUAGCUUUCCAGACACUGAGUCCCCCUCCAGAGUGCUGGGUCCUCAUCAUGGGAGGGAUGAUUAAGCCCUUCUUGAGCCAAACCCUCAGCUCCCCUGAGUGUUUGAAGGGCUAAAAGGAGAGAGGGAUCACCAUCGUUUUCCUCAGCCUCUGAGAGCUGAGCAGAUGCACAGGAGGAAGCUGCCAAGAGGCGGACUUUGGCUCAGUGUACAAAUCAUCCAUGACCCUCCCCCAACCUUCUGGGCUCCCCCAGACCUAAAUCCGAUGGGGGAGGGCAGGACUCGAGAGCUUGGCAUCAUCUUCCCACUUUGGCUCACUGCCCCACACCUGGAGGGACUCCAGGACAAUUGCACCUCCACUGGGCAGUUGUAUGGAUGUGAAGGAUUGGCUUUAUUCCACCCUGUAAAACAUGAAGAGUUUGCAAUGCAUUCAGAGGAAUCCACAAGCAGAUACAGAAUCACGUAGAGCCCACUGGGUCCUCUGAGAAGGGAAAUGAUCGGUAUUGCCAUUGGGACAGCCCUUGGAUACUCUGAUGGAGCCCCAGCUGGCCACCGAGGUCCUCCACAGCCACCUGCUCCCUCCCACGGAUUGGGACACCCCCCAGUUUGGAUGAGGCUGAGAAACAAACACACGUCAGGGCUACUGAACAAUCAAUCCCCUCCCCACAGGAGGUGCGCUUCCUCAAUCCAUCCCUGGCUUUGCUUCUUAAGUAGGAUGUCCUCAGGAAUUAGGCAGGUGAUCUUUUUCUUUUUCCAUUGAGCAAACCGCCUCGGGAAAUCUGUCUGUCUUGAAGGUUAGAUUAGAGAAUCACAUGGAGAAUCAAAAAGCUCUCCAUUCUCCACAGAGGAGUUAGAUGUUCAUGAACACUGUCUAUCAUCUGUGCUUUGGGACCGUGUGGACAUGCCCCAGCCAUGCGCUUCUGCAUCAGGGUGCUUGGGUAACAGUGUCAGUGUCCGGGUGCUGCCAACUCUUGGACAGGGAAAGCGGGUACUUAUAAUCUUUCUUCUCAGACCAUCUGUAGCAGCAGCCAUGCUCAAUUCCUUGGGUGGGGGGAGGAAACUGGGGGACCACACGGGUGAGGAAAAAGGAGUUCCAUGAGAGACUGGCCUGUCGGUGUACUUUGUGACCAUAAGAGACUCAGCUUCUCUGACAAGAGUCAUCCUUCUCAGUCCUGGCCAGCCAAUCAUCUUGGAGAUAUCCCCCACCUCUGGGAGUCAAUCAGAAAUGCUGUGUCCUCCCCACAAGAUGCCAGUGGUCUUGGCCACACUUUCUAUGGGGAAGUGCUUCAAAUUCCCCCAGAUAAACCCUAAUCAUGACCUCUCUGUUCAACACCUUCUCCCCAAGCUUAGUCAGGGAAAAGCUUCCUAACAAUCAGGGCUGUUCAAAGGUGUAAUGGUUUUGCUAGGAGAUAGUGACCUCCCUGCCAGUAGAGAUAUUUAAGCAGAGAUUCAAUGACCACAAAGACUCCUGUUCAGGUAUGGAUUGGGUUAAAUGACCUCUCAGAUCCCUUCCAGUACCAGUUCUGGGCACUCAAGAGUCCAAACUGCUGCUACUGUUAAUGGCAUUCAGUUGCCAUGUCUGCUGUCUCCCCUGAUUGAUUUGGGGGGGGCACCUCACUCCCACAUGCACUGUCUAGUCCCUCUAUGGUCCCCCCUCCAGGCUUUCUUAUCUGUUCGUGGUUUUGCAAAGGCACUCCAGAAAUCCUGAGGCUUCAAAGGAAAAAUCCCAAGACUGGGAGCCAGAAACAUAGGUUUGAAUCAUGAUUCUCCUAUUUACAACACCGCGCAAGUUUUGGUCCUCUCAGGGCUUCAGUUUCUUCCUCAGUAAAAGGGGGGGCGUCAGGAGGGGAUGAAGUCUCUUCCAGCUGCAGCUCCCAUGGAACCCACCCAGGCUGGGUUCCCAAGCUUGCUCAGUUGAAGUCCAAAUGCUUGGUUCCCUCCAUGGUCUCAUCCACCCAGUUGCCCCUUCCCCCAGUCCCCAAUACAAGGCUUGGCUGCCUCUUUGCAGCCAAAUUUCCAGCAUGGGUCCUGGUUUACCCAUCGCCUGAAGCAUAUGAUCAGCUAAUCAAGUGGUCACAGCUACCUGUUUGGGGCUGAGCCUUCAUCAAGUGAUCUGACUCCUUCAGCAACCUCUGUCUCUGGUCCAUCCCUCUCUUGGACCUAGGAGGAAUAUUUGGGGGAGUGGACAAGUAACUUAUCCAGGGUCAUAGCUAGUGACAAAGUCCAUUACUUCAUCAAUAUAGAUGCCUGAAGACCUUUAGUACUGUUCCUCAGCCCCUCAAAAAAAUACAUGUAUAUGUCUACGUAUAUAUAUGUCUAUGUAUAUAUAAUGUAUAUGUAUACACACA
Molecule: messenger RNA, 3938 nt
Organism: Phascolarctos cinereus (koala)
Lineage: Eukaryota; Metazoa; Chordata; Mammalia; Diprotodontia; Phascolarctidae
Source: RefSeq, a predicted model, not a curated record